Melospiza georgiana is the source of this 12755-nucleotide messenger RNA. It is a transcript of the gene DHRS3, whose product is annotated as dehydrogenase/reductase 3. The transcript has 6 exons. Bases 672 to 1658 code for a protein of 328 amino acids. Gene Ontology annotation, cellular component: lipid droplet. The record is from RefSeq and is a predicted model, not a curated record. NCBI's taxonomy places the organism in Eukaryota, Metazoa, Chordata, Aves, Passeriformes, Passerellidae. Gene Ontology annotation, molecular function: oxidoreductase activity, acting on the CH-OH group of donors, NAD or NADP as acceptor.
UAGGCAGAAAUGAGUAAGAGCCAGAGCUGAAGUAGUGCACGGCGUAAUUCCUGCUCUGUGAUCCACGCUCCAAGUGAAAAAACCGGGAGAGGGGGCAGAGAGAGGCAGUGACCGGCUCAGCCUUUGCAACCGGCUCAGGACAGAACGUCUAUAGAUAUUUAUAGAUACUAAAACAAGAACAACAACCUCACCCUGAAUUGAGGCUUUCUUAAAAAGAAGGUCCUGGCAAUUCUAUCUUAUUUAAGCAAUUUCCUGAGUCUAAGAAUAGAAAUGAGCUGCCUGGAAGGCACUGCAGGCUGAAAUUUGGAGACAUAGGCUGCUUUAUUUUAUUUUUCUACAUAUAAAAACCUUUCGUUUGGAUACUGGAUUUUCAUGUGGGUUUUUGCAGCGGAGGGAUGUAUGGUUACUUUUAAUUCUACUUUUUUUUCCUCCUCUGUUUUAAUUUUUUAAAAAAAGCUUUCCAGUUAAAAAGCAAGGAAGCUGCUUUACCUGCGUGUGACAAUCCCAGAGGACACCGAUCAAGAAACAGGGGAGUGACUUGGUCUUCUGCACUACUUUACUCCUACCCCCAUUUAUUUUUUCGGGGGAGGGAAGGAUUUUUCCAGUCCAAGAACCUCUUGCCCCCAAGUUUUGGAAGGGGGGCUGAAGAAUUGUCACCCAUCUGGGGGUGCAUGAAGGCUAUCGCUUUUCUUUCUCUGUCACCUUGGUUCUGUGGAGGCUUGGAAGCGAACUUUGCCUGGCAGAAGAGGAUGAUGUGGAAGUGGCUGGGCGCCCUGCUGCUGUUCCCGGUGCAGAUGGUGUAUCUGGUGGUGAAAGCCGCCGUGUGCCUGCUGCUGCCGCCCAAGCUGCGAGACCUGUCCCGGGAGAACGUGCUGGUGACCGGCGGGGGCCGCGGCAUCGGCCGGCACCUGGCCCGGGAGUUCGCCCGGAGAGGAGCCAGGAAGAUCAUCCUGUGGGGUCGGACUGAGAAAUGCCUGAAGGAGACCACAGAGGAGAUCAGGAUGAUGGGGACAGAGUGCCACUACUUCAUCUGUGACGUGGGGAACCGUGAGGAGGUCUACCAGCAAGCCAAGGCCGUCAGGGAAAAGGUGGGUGACAUCACCAUCCUGGUGAACAAUGCUGCUGUGGUUCAUGGGAAGAGCCUGAUGGACAGCGACGACGAUGCACUGCUGAAAUCCCAGCACAUAAACACCCUGGGACAGUUCUGGACCACCAAAGCAUUCCUGCCAAGGAUGCUGGAGCUCCAGAAUGGGCACAUUGUUUGCCUGAACUCUGUCCUGGCCUUGUCAGCCAUCCCUGGUGCCAUUGACUAUUGCACCUCCAAAGCCUCAUCCUUUGCUUUCAUGGAGAGCCUGACCCUGGGGCUGCUGGACUGUCCUGGAGUGAAUGCCACCACAGUCCUGCCCUUCCACACCAGCACAGAGAUGUUCCAGGGCAUGAGAAUCAGGUUCCCUAGUCUCUUCCCUCCUCUCAAGCCAGAGACAGUGGCCAGGAGGACAGUAGAAGCUGUUCAGAUGAACCAAGCCUUCCUGCUCCUGCCAUGGACAAUGCAUGUCCUUGUUAUCCUAAAAAGCAUUCUCCCCCAGGCAGCACUUGAAGAAAUCCACAAGUUUUCUGGGAGCUACACCUGCAUGAACACUUUUAAAGGACGAACAUAGGCUGGCACCAGGACUGCUCUGCAGUGAGCCCAGCACAAGCAUGAAAAUCCUCCAGGACUGGGAAUCAGCAGCUCUUGGCUUUCAGCCUGUUCAUGUGACUUGUGCUGCUCUGAGGCAACACAUUUCUUGCAGGUCAUAUCCAUAGUAACAUGACCUUUGCACAGGAUUGAGUGAGUGGACUAUGGACCCUUGGAAAGGAAAAAACAGAAAGUGUGAAAUGUUUCUAUGGUGUUUAAUUCUUUAGAGUUCAAUUGUUAAAUCUACUCAUAGUUUUAAGAUGUGAUUUUUGUUUCUCAAGUGUCUGUGGGCUGUCUCAGGGGAGAGGCAGCACAUCCAUCCCAAACACACUCUGUGCCCUCUCUCCAGAGGAGCUGCCACUGGUUUCAUUUCAGCUUUUUGAAUGGGGAACUUCAGAAUUACUUGGAAGAACUAAAAGAUAUGGACGUUUCAUGGACGCUUCCUUCUCUUUCUUCACUUCCCAUCCCAUGAUGAAGCUGUUCCCAGCACACACUGGGGAAGAAGCAAACCAUGAGGCAAUGUUUUCUCUGCUAAAGGCCACCCAGGACUUCUCUUUCUGGGCCCAAAAAAGCUGUUGUGCUUCCCCUCUGGAGGCUGGACAGGAGGGCUCAGGCAGCAGAGCUGAGAGUUUAAAUAGUGGGAGAUUCUUUCUGUCACUGAAUUCAUAUGUGAAAUUGUCGUUCUGAUUUUUUUUUGUUGUUCAUUUCUGAUAAAGUAUAAAUAUAUUUUUAGUCUUAAUCCCAGACUGCCACACAUGUAGGCAGCAGCACAUUGGGGAUGAACUAAAUCUAGAAACUAAAACUAGAGCCUGCUUGUACAAACAUACAUUCACUGACACAAUCCAUGCAGAGGAAAAUCCAUUAUAUCAGUCUGCACAGUGAAGUGGAAUAAUGCUCUAAGACACAGUGCUGUUGUGCUCAUGAGAUGUGAAAUUUGGGAGCACAUUUAGCAAAGACCUGAUUAAAUGCAUUUUGAAUUCAUCUGGGAAUAAACCCAUUGUGCUUUAGGAACAUUGAGUCAGGCACUGAUCAGCCAAAAUGAUAAAUAUGCUUGGACUGAGGUGCCAGAAGCAGCUAGACAUUAUUUAUUUUUGUAGUGAAAUAUUCUCUUUGACAGCCUAGGAAUGGCAGCACUGCAUUCCUGUGCAAAAUGCAGUAAGCAGCACAUUGGAGCAGUGCUAACAGAGAAAUUAAAAUAAUUGCAAUACAGGAAGUAGCAAGUCCAGCUGGAAACACCUGAAUGAAGUGCCUCAAGGGUGGAUGUGUGAUUAAAGGAGUGAAUUUAGGGCUCCUGACUCGAAUUUCAAGCUUUUCUGUAGAUGUCCUGUAUGGCCUGGGGCAAAAUGGAUCAUCUGAAGGAGCACCCUGACCUGCAAAGCAGAUAUUUCUGGUGUUUCCCUACCUCAAAAUUGCAAGUCUGACUACCUAAAUGCCUGUCAAAACUCAGCAAAUUCAAAUGCAGCAUUUUAUAGAGAGUCAAAACAGUAUUUGUUCAUAGACCAGGAGCUUUUAUACAAAAAUUUGGAUGAGGAAAAAACCCAUAUACUAAAACUUAUAAUCUAAAAGACUUCGGAGGUACAGCAGAAAAGCUGUGAGCUGUGCUUAAAACACUCCUUUGGUUCUGCCACAUGGAAUGGAGACCUGCAACUGAGAUGCAAAGGUGUGAGGGUUAAAAUCAGGUCUGACCUUGCUGCAGACCAGUGGAUUUCUCCUUUCUGGAGCUCUCCCAGAGGAAGGUGCUGCCAGAAGUGUUGGGGUCCCUCUGCCUGGGUGAGUGUUUGGAGGGGCUCUCCUGCCUGAAUCAGUGCAGAGCUGUAACCUGGAGCACUGUGAUGCCUCUGGAUAUCUGAAAUUCCUGGAUAUCUGGAGAGGAUGAAAAGGAACUUCAGUCUCUGGGAUUUUGAGACCCACCCUAAUAGAGGCUUCCAGCUUUAUUUUUUGUCAGUUUUUUUGAGAAGCCCAUCUCAGUGAAAAGUCAAGUGCCAUGAGGGGAGAACCCUUCAGGGUUCCUUCCAGGAUCUGCCUGGAAUACUGAAGGUACCAGGUUUAUCAGGAGAGGUUGAUAUGGUGAUACCAACUUCCCCUUGUGCUCUCUGAUCCUUUCCAGUUUCUCAUUAAUCCCAGCUGGGAGUGCCAGGCUUGUAGCUGCAAGUGCAGUCACCUGUGCUGAAAGAGCAGCGUGCCCUUGAAAUUAAACCUUUGUGCUGAGAAUUCUGUUCAUUGAUAACUUCCUAAUGCAGACAUGAGCAAAAAACACAAUGGAAUCCAUAUCCACCCCAAAUCCUGUCCCUUCAAUAGAUCUGCUCUUCCCCUGCAGCACAAAAAGAUGUUGCCUAUCUCCAGGGUUGCCUUACACACUGUUGAUGUCUUUGUGAUGUUUGCUGAUGAUUUCUUUCUUUCUGAUGAAUACAAACAAGCCAGGAGGAGCUGAGGCUCAUCCUCUCUGCUCUCUCACACACACACAGAGCUCCCUGUGCCUUCCCUCGGGGUCCCAGAGCAGACAGCAGGUCAAAUAGCAGUCACAGUGGGGGAGAGGCUUGCAGCAAGCAGAAAAUGAUGAGGAAAACAUAAACUUUGCUUUUCAGAUAGCAGGGAGGAGUUGGGUAAGAGAGAUCCUUCCCUGGUGAGUGUUGCAGACAGGACGGGCUCCAUCGAUCUGCAAACGUGCAUGGAGACUCUGAAAAGUUUUUUUUUAAUAGAAAGGCUCCUCUGGAAUGCCUGCUGGGGUCUGCUGGGACCUUCCCACAUAAGGGUAGGGUUGGGUAAUCUUGAAGUGCUGCAAAUGUGGACAAGCUUUGUUGAAGCCUAAGGCCUUCUCCGAGGAAUUUCCGCCCUUUGAUUUACUUUAAUUUUGACUUUGCCUGCUCUCUCUGCUGCCUCCUGCUCUCCACUGCACAAUUAUUUUUUGCCUUCUGUUUUCCUGUGUCAUCACUGCACUUUUCUGUGCCACCAUCUUGAAGCCAGAUGUCAUCCUAGAGUCUGGAGUAAAUGGAGAUUGGGGCAUUCAUUUAUUAUCCUGCUGGAGGAAUCCAGGUGAAGCUGCAGGAGCAGCUCACAGGAGUUUCAUAGGAAAUUAAUUUUACUUGCUGCAAACUCUGAAAAAGUAAAAAGAGUCCUCACUAUGGCUCUUAUCUUGCUGGAGGAAACCAGGUGAAGCUGCAGGAGCACAGGAGUUUCAUAGGAAAUUAGUUUUACUUAUGGCAAACUCUGAAGAAGUAAAAGAGUCCUCACUAUGGCUCCUAUACAGGAGAUUGCUGCUGGUUUAAAAUUUGAAUGAUAGAAAAACAUGAGCUGUUUGGGACAUGUUCCCUUCACCAAAAAAAAGGGCCAAAUUUAAAUGGGAGGAUUUUUCAGCUCAAGGUAGUUUCAAGUGCUGCUGUUUAUAUUAAGUGAUUUUCAGAAUUAGCAAGGCAGGGCAGGGACAGGAGGAGUCCUUUGUAUUGGAAUCUGAUCCCUCAUGUUGAAUAUUUCUUUUUGUGGUUUUUGAUGAGAAAAAAGUGCACCCUCAUGCACCCUGGUGAACUUUAAAAAUGUUGUUCCAGCCAUGUCCCUGCCCAUGGCAGGUUUUAGCAGCAUGACAAAAAGGAGUGUGCCCUGAAAGUGGGAGCUGAACCCUCCCCACUCAACCAUUGUUCCAUUGAGGUCAAAAAGCAAUAGAGUCUGUCCCUCAAGUUCUUCUAGAACUGCACAGAAAGUGCCUGGGCAAGUGAUUCUGAUGUUUGCAAAGAGAAACUUGUUGUACUUUUAUGUAAUGUGUUAAUUAGUGUGGGUGGGUAUGAUCAGAUCUAGUCUUGCAAGCCUUUCCGACAACUCCCUGAACACUCCCACCUUCAGAUAUUAACAGAUAGCACUUGCCAAAGCUCCUAAAAACCCAGUAACAGACUUCAUGCAGGCACAGCAAAGUGGGUGCAUGGAUUUCCAAGAGAACACAUCUGCUUGUAGCAGACAUUAAUGUGGCCCAGUGCCUUCCUCGAGCUGAAAUGCAAUUGUUGAGAAAAGAACACAAGGUGAGCCUUGGAUCAUCUCUUUUGUUUUUAUUUCUUCACUUGGAUUUAAUCAAUUUAAUCUAGGUGACAGCCACUUUUUUGACAGUACUGGUUCCUAAGUUUGGGCUGGAGCAGGAUUAUGUCAAAUGCAGUAUUUUGCAUUUUUACCAACCACCAGCCCUGGGAAUGAGAAUAUUCUGCACUGUUUGCUGCUCUCACCUCCCCAGCACUCAGAUCCUGGCAUGUUUGGAGUCUGAGCAAACCUGUCAGUCACCAGCAGCACUUUCAUUCUCCAGGGAACUGAAUCCUCUUUGACCUCAUGCUUUUCUGAAGGAGAUGCUGAGCUGUGAGUAGUGGCAGCCACAGAUUCAGGGACUUGGAGAGAGGCAGGAGGAGAAACAGAACUUCACCUGCUCCCUGCAGCUCAUUCUCUUCUAUCCUGUGAUUCCUGGGGCAAGAUGGAAAUUCAGAUCCUUCUGCCCCUUUAUCACCUCUGUUCUCCUGAGGUCACCUCAGCACCUGAUUGUCCCCUGGACCAUCCAGGGCAUUGAGUCCCUCUGCUCCAUUCUGUCAUUUUGCUUUCAGCAUCACCCCCUCUUUUGUCCUGUGAGCAGAAACUCACACUGACCCAACCUGCCUGCACUGAAGGCACAAACCUCUGAGACAAUUUAUAUCUUCACACCUUCCCAAAGAGUCCAAACUUAGUUGUUCCUUAUAGCUCAUCUUUGUUAUGGGCAUUGUGACAUAUUAGCACAGAAAAAAAAUUGUGUGAUGAUUUUGUAUGCAUCAUAAAAUGAUUUUUUCCUGCAUAACCUCCUUAAAUGAGGGAAGAAAGCAGUGUAAUUGGAGAGUGACUGAAAAGUAUAUGAGAAUACAAAAUAGAAGAUGCAGUCUUGGGGGGAUUGUGAUGGCCCUAAACAGACAGAGGCAAGAUGCCACCUUACCUCCCUGGGGUUAUAUAGUAACAGAGGCACAGAAAAAAAUUAAGUGUGAUGAUUUUUUAUGCGUCAUAUAAUGAUUUUUUUCUGCAUUACGUCCUUAAAUGAGGGAAGAAAGCACUGUAAUUGGAGUUGGAGAGUGACUGAAAAGUGUAUGAGAAUACAAAAUAGAAGAUAAGAUGAAAUCUUAGGGGCAGUGUGAUGGCCCUAAACAGACAGAGGCAAGAUGCCACCUGACAUCCCUGAAGUUAUAUAACGACAGAGGCACAGAAAAAAAAUUGUGUGAUGAUUUUCUAUGCAUCAUGUAAUGAUUUUUUUUUCUGCAUAAAACCAGAACAAUUCCUCCUUAAAUGAGGGAAGAAAGCACUGUAAUUGGAGAGUGACUGAAAAUUAUGAGAAUAUAAAAUAGAAGAUAAGAUGCAUUUUUAGGGGGAGUGUGAUGGCCCUAAACAGACAGAGGCAAGAUGCCACCUUGCAUCCCUGGAGUUAUAUAAUAACAGAGGCGUGUGAUUUCCAGCCAAAUGCAAAGUCUAUAAAAGUUGUCACUCCUGCUCAUUCCAGGGGGUCACCAUGCCCUAAAAAGCAGUCAAUUAAUUUUGUAGCUUGCUGGCUUGGAAACUGCAAUAUGCUGGUAAGUGAUAGCUGAUUCUUGUGUUUUUGAGGGACGGAAAGCAGCCCAAACAUGCAAAAACAAGGGUCAGUUUGACUCCCUGCUCACUUUCUCCAGCUGCAAGGGCCAUCCAUCAUGUGUAGGUAUUACAAGGACAUGGUUGUGUCACUAAUCAUCCUGACCUAGUGCUACUAGGUAGAUGUGGUUCCAUUUCCUACUUUUUUCCUUAAGCAAAAGCAUUUUUUAAAUAGGAUCUCUCUUUAUCUGAGUUAAUUAUCUCUGUAUUGUACAGGCUUUUCACAGAGAGGCAUCCCAGGGAAACGUGAAAUUUCCCUAUCUGUGUUAAUCAAAUUAUAAUGAAAAUACAGAAGUGGAGAGUUCCCAUUGGGUGUCUUCCUUCCCUGAGCCAUGUGGAACUGAGGAGAGGAACCCUGUUGGAAGAUCCAUGCCUUAAAUGAAUCCAUCUCAGAAGCCUGCUGAAAAUGCUUCUGCCUUCCAAAAUUGUGUUCCUGCUGCUCCCUGGGGCAUCUGGCACUGAAUUUGGCUCCCUGAGCAGGUCACUAUCACAGUACACUCAUAAAGAUUGCACAUACAAACUCUGAACAGAUUUAAACUUCUGGUCCCACAGGACACUCUUGAAAAAUCCAGGUUAAAGAAGGAGGAGAUGGCAGUAACCAGUACAAACCUGAGCUCUGGGAGAGAGCUCUGCUCAUCCAAAGAUGCCAGAGAGCUCAGGGCACAGCUCCCACCUCCUGCCUCACAUCUGAGCCCUUGGACCACAAUCUGCAAACCCUGGACACCAGGAUUGCAUGAAGUGACAUCUUCCCUGAUUUUUUAUCAUCAGACACUUUGUGGUGUGGCCCCAGCUGCCCUUGAGCAUCCCUGUUGCAGUUACAGCUUCCCUGUGAGGGGAAGAGCAGGGGCAGACCCUGAUCUCUCUGCUGACCAGGGACAGACACAAAGGGAAUGGCCUGAACUUGUGUCAGGGGAUGUUCAAGUUGGAUUUUAGAAAAAGGUUCUUCACCCAGAGGGUGCUUGGGCACUGGAAAAGGUUCCCCAGGGAAGGGGUCACAGCCCCAGAUUUCAGGAAACAUCUGGACAAUACUCUUGGGAUCAUGGUGUGACUCUUGGGGUGUCCUGUGCAGGGCCAGGAGUUGGACUCAGUGAUCCUCAUGGGUCCCUUCCAGCUCUGCAGAUUCUGGGAUUCGGUGAUUCUGUGAUCCCGUGAUCCUGUGAUUCUGUUAUUCUGGGAUUCUGUGAUCCUGUGAUCCCGUGAUCCAGUGAUCCCACGAUCCUGUGACUCUCUGAUCAGUGCUCCCAGACACUGGGCUGCCACAUGGCAGCAUUAAGUCCAGCUCUAAGAUAAGGAGGCAAUUCCUUGCUAUCUUUUCCAGAAAAGCCAACUCUUGGUGCCUUUCUUUUUUGCAGAGAGGACUGAAGUAAGUGCAGGGGGAUCAGCUUUUCUGGGGUGUUUUGGUGACACGAAUGCUGCUGUCAUGUGGGAUAAGAAAAAAGGGCUCAUGUCAGAGGGAUGUUAGCAGAAGAUAGAAAUAGCAAUGAUGGGAAACAAGUGAUAUCCAAGCACAUAAUUCCUGUUCCCAGAGCCUGCUGGGAGCCCUGAUUCCCUGCAGACAGGAUCAGUUCACUCCAGUCUUACACCUCCCUCAACCCUGCCUACUACAAGUAGCAGCAGAGGUGACAAGUUCAUAAUCUCUGCUCUCUCAACUGUUAAAUGGAGCAAAAUAGGUGGUAAAAAAAAUAUAUAAAUCCAUCCAUCAGAGAGCAAAGCAAUUCUUUGGGUCAGGGUCAGCCUUAGAGAAUGGAGGAGUCUCUCAGGUACCAGAAAAAAGGAGCCACAGCAGCUCCUGAUUGCUGGAGGUCUUGGGCCACAUCUCCCCUUGUUAAAGUAAUAAAUGUGGAGGAAUAUGUUUGACUGAAUUCAGCCAUGGGAUUAAACAGAACCCCAGGUCAGCUUGGCUCUCCUCUUUCCAGCAGUAGAAUGCAUUAUGUUCUGUUCUGAGCUCCCAUCAGAGCUGCAAAUUCAUGGACAGCCCUUGUGGAGCCAGGCAAUAUUUUACUGCUGUUCUAAGGACUGUGCAGAAGACAGUGGAGAGAAACACAAGCAAGCACUAUCACAUGUGCUUUGGUGGCUGAAUAGUCUGUAAUUUUCAAUAUCCUGAUGUUUUUGACUAUUCAAUAGAAGCAAUCUCACAUGUUUCUCAACUGUCUGCUAUGGCCAAAAAACCUUCUUCACCCAGAUCAACAAUUAUAAUAUUUUUGAAUCCUAAACCACAUUCAGUUGUUUCUCUGUUGUCCUGUUGGUUUAGCUGAGGUUUAACAAGCAUGUUAAUCAAAUUCUCAAAUAUAGCCUUGAAUUUCUCUAGAAGUGAUCUGAUGCUGACAUAGAAAAAUUUUAAAAAUGUUGAUGUCCUGUAGCAAAAGUUUCUACAUAUGUUAAAAAGCACAUAAAUUAUUUACAAACAACUCUGUUUAAUUGUGCAAUAGAAUGCUCUGCUUCCAUCAUCCCAGGGACACAGCAUUGAACCUCCUGGUCUCAUUCUGUUUUACACAUGCAGAGUCAAAGCAUCUUCAUUCCAGGUUUAAAAAUAAAUGACAGACUUGUAAGUUGCCUUACGUAAAAACUGCUGCUUGGCUUUGAAUUCAAGCACACACAGCUCUGACCUCACAUCAGUUAUGAAAAUAAUGUUAAUUCUUUCAAAUUCUGAAGCUCAGGAUUUAGGAGCAGUUACACUUUCUGGCUGGAGAUGUCACAUUUCCUGUGAUGCAACGUAGGAGGCAGAGUUGCAAUUCAAUAUUUCCCUUUAAAAACCUCUUCCCAUUGCCAGUCAGAGUUGCCAGAGGCACAGAGCAGAGGAAGUUCUUGUCCAUCCCUGCCCUGACCUGAGCUCAGUGCAGAAGAGCUGCUUUUGAAUGAGCCACAGGAGCCAUGCUGAGUUUGUUUUAGCUGGGUUUAUAUUAGGUCUGAUUUCUGCUGAUCCCUUCAUUUUUCAUCAUUUCAUCUGUCCCUUGCAGUUGUUCCUGUUGGAGAGGGCUGUGUUUGGAGAGCUCCUGAGCCAGAGUGCUGUGCCUGCAGAUUCAUCUCUGCUCCCAUCUCUGCCCUGGGCACACCUUAGGCAUUAAUUCUGUGCCAUGGUUUGGGGCUGGCACAAUCCCAGUGCCCCCGUGAAAAUCUAUUCUCCUUAAUGUCUGCUGUGAGAUGUGACCAGAAAUAGAGCAAAGCAGGCUCCAGCUUAGGAAUAAAGGAAAGACCUUUAUUCUUUAUUAAUUUACAAUAUGAAAAAAGAAACAUACAGAACUCAGAAUGAAAACCUUCCAAAAAAAAAAAAAAUCCAAAAAAAAUUUGUGGAUUCCCACAUUCCUCCUCCUCCUCCCCCCCAAUUUCCACCCCCAUACGAAAGGAGCUCUGACCUCUUUCAGGGACCAGAACCAAGAGAGAAUUCCCCUGGGGGCACUCUGAUUUUAACCCCCUGUGUUCUCAGAGGUGAAUCCAUGUCCUCAGGUGCCAAUAUUCCAAUCUGAGCCCCCGUUGCUUUGACCACAGCCUCCCAAAAACACUCACUUCCUUUUCAAACCAGGACUCUCUGCAAACUGCCCUAAAUAUCUUCAGGAUUGUUCCUUUGAAGAUGAAGUGCAGCUGAACCCCAGGGAGCUGUUAGCUCUGCUCAUAGCUGCACAUUCUGUUUAACACCUACAUGAUCUGAAUUUGAACUGGGAAGGACUGGGAGGGAGUGGGUGGCCAGAGCCUCACUUUGUGGUUAGAGGGGGAAUCAUAAGGUAAAAAUCAUCUGUUGGAAAAUAGAAACACAGUGCAAGCCCCAAUACCCAGCACUGCUGUUUGAUUUCUAACAAUUUCAUACACAAAUAGUAAAAUAGAUUAUUUUCAUGAUGCUUCAUGAAAAUAAUAGAUAAAAUUCUGACAAUUCCAUACACGAAUAGUAAAAUAGAUUAUUUUCACAAUGCUUCAGAGUGUCCUUUUGCAGUCCUUUUACACAUCCUUUAAGGCUGGGGGAGCAACUUGUAUUCCAGUGAUCUUUAUUACAGCAGCACUGCUUUGCAUGGGCAAUUCUUGCUGUAAAAUCAGCCUGUUUCCUUUCAGUGGAUCAUUUUUACAUAGAUUUCUUUCAGAUUUUCAUUUCCCAGAUAUUUUAUGGUUCUCAGCCAGUGAUUUCCUUGCAGAGCUCUUCACCAUAACUCCCCCUUUGAGUGCUUGCCAUUCAUUAAUGUGCAGCUUUCCUGUGGAACUGGCCAUCCCCAUCACAUGGUGGCUUUGCUUUCUCCUGCCUGGACGCCUUCCAAUCCCACAGAAAGCUUUCUAGGGGCUCCAGGAUGUCUGGUGAUGACUGUGAGAUGGCUUCUGGCAGCAGUGUUAAUGCAAAUGCAUAUUUGAGUGUGUUCUCAUGACAUAUUUCCAAUCCUGUGAUCAAAAACGUGCCUAUGGAUGUUUUCAAGGGAAAAACCCCCAACUUGGGAUGCUGUCAAAAGUGCAUUUGCCUUUACUUGCAGCAGAAAAAUUUCACAGUUUGGUUUUGUUUCUUUCACUGGAUUUGCCUCUCAGCCUCAGCUCAUCAAGGGAAGAAUAAUCACAAAAUUAAAUUUGAAAUCCUGCAAAGAGUUCAUUAAAAUAAGUGUGACUUCCCAACAUCAGGGCAUGGCAUAUUUCCACAUGAGGGGGAUGGCAUGAUGGUAUUUUGGGAUUUGUGUUGCUGCAUAUUCACCCUUGGUUCAUUUAAGAAAAUAAAAUGGACUGGAGUUCACUGCAGCUGAGGUUUGGGAAGGAAGGAAGGAAAUGCAGGAAAAGCUCUGCAGCUGUUUGACUCUCACCUGUGCCAGCCACAGCAUUUCCAUUUGUUAGACACAGAAAGGUGACACAGAAAAUGGCACAGACUCACCUGGUGUCACACAAUGAGAUAAUUUAUUAUUGUGCUGCUGGCACAACCCUCAGGGUCACCCAAAGACCCUUUGGGGGCUGCCAACAUCAUGAGUUUCUCACCUGGCUGGGACUGCCAAAAUCUGGGUCAGAAAUCCCAACAAGACACAGUUCAUGAUCUGUUGCUCGAUUUUUUCCCUCUGUGCAGACAAACCCUAGUGGCAAAUCUCUAAUGGGAUUUUCACCCUUGCCCUUGACUAGAUUGCUGCUUCCUUUUAAUGCCAUAAUUACAACAUUUCCAUGCUUUACACCAAACCAGGGCUUGGAAACGUGGCCCUGUGGCUGCUGCUGCUGCCCAGGGAUGUUCUGGAGAAGGGGGCAGUACCUGCUGUGCUGAGCACAGGGGCUCUGAGCAUUUCAUCAUCACAGAAAUGUUUGCUCAGUGGCUCUCACUCUUGGCUUUUUCCUUGGAACUUUGAGCAAACGUGGCCUUUGUUUGCAUUUUUCCCUGGGAUUUGUUUACUGUUCAUUUGUGCUGCACAUGCUGUGAGAAAUUAAGCCACUAUGUCCAUAUUUUUUUUUUCCUUUCUCCUGCUUUCAUUCCUUCACCCCCCUCCCCUUAAAAAUCCUUACAAUUCCUUUCAUUACUUGGUGUUAA